Bipolaris zeicola 26-R-13 is the source of this 930-nucleotide messenger RNA. RefSeq lists its product as uncharacterized. The transcript has a single exon. NCBI's taxonomy places the organism in Eukaryota, Fungi, Ascomycota, Dothideomycetes, Pleosporales, Pleosporaceae. The coding region runs from base 1 to 930 and encodes 309 amino acids. The record is from RefSeq and is a predicted model, not a curated record.
AUGUCUCUCCGUCCCGAAGAAGACUUCGACAAUUACGACGACUACAUCUUCCACAUGGCCGGCGGCGACGUCGAGCAAGCCAGUGGAGGAGAAGCCUCCAGCGACUCCGAAGCAGGAUCUUCGCAGUCCGCAACCCUGCCCUCCCCACCCGAAGAAAGGGAUUCGGGCAACGAAAUGGACACCACUUCGUCCCAGCCUCCUCCCUCUUCCCCUUCCUACGGAAGCAGCGGCGAAGAAAUGGACACGGGGGCUUUCGGUCCCACAUAUCAAUCCUCAAACGACGAGGAUUCCUCGGACCUCAGCGACGCGCCUUCAGACCACGAAGAGCUCGGAAGCGGAGAAGUGGAGAUGGCGGAUGCAAAUUCAUCCUCGGACGAACCCAACAUGGCGCAGGAUAUUCCUCUUCCUGAACCUGCUCCAGCAAAUCCUCCCGCUGAGGUCGAAGAAAUCGACAUGCGGGACGCGGAUCCGGCACCGGCUCCAGAGCCGCAACAGGAGAAAGCCGUCGAGCCGGUUUCCGAGGCAGAGGAAAAGGAGCACACUGCCACUACCACCACUACCACCAUGAAAGAAGAAGAAGAAGAAGAAAAGGUCACAGAGAUGCAAGCAUCUCCUUCACCCCUACCAUCUCCUCAACCAUCUCCACCACUACCGCCCGCCCCCAUCACACACGACACCCCCGCUUCUCUGCCCUCGGAGCCCACCGAGCAGCAGCAUUCUCCUGCCCCCGAACCCAAAUCCAUCCAAAAAGAGGAGCUUCCAGCACCCGUGGCCAACGAAGCCAUUCCGCCUCCCACACCAUCACCAGCACCGUCCGCAGAAACCGCGCGUAUCCAAACGCUUCUUUCUUCUCUCGCCCUCUUGAAUGAAAAGAGCAAGGCAUUCUUUUCGCGACUGGAUGUUCUGCACGCGAAGAUUGAGGCGUUGUAG